GGAAACAACUGUAAGAUGGCACGAUUAACAAGCAAAGAGAAGACUGCUCGUUAUAGACAGAAAGUCAACUCCGACCCUGCAGCAAGAGCAGAGUAUCUUGCAAGGAAAAGAGAGAGGUAAAGAAAAAAGAGCUUCUGUAGCAGUGAGCUAGAGUCACUAGAGCUACAGAAAGUAGGAGACCAGGGUAGAUAAAAUAAACAGUUUAGACUGUAUGCGACAAUGAGCUAUUAAACAUUGGUCACCGAAACAGCUGUUCUCUAAAGAGAGUAGGUUCAGGAUAAGGAGGAAAGAGCACAGGUGUAGAAUGUUUAUCUUGUUGUUGAUGAACAACUCUGUACACUAUUGUUUCAGCUACCAAAAAAGAAAGCAUGAGGGGAAGAAUCCAAAUGUGAAGUCAGAUGAGUUAUCAGAAAGGGAGAGGAAUAAUCUGAGAAACAAGUGGAAGGCUGCAUCCAGAAGAUACAGGGAGAGAAGAAAGAUGGAGAAGGCAAUGUUGGACCUGACACCUCAAUCCAUAGAGAACACUCUGCCAGAUCCAGCAGGUGUAGAAGGAGUGGAGGGGCAGCAAGAGAGUCCAGGGGGGUGUGUGGUGGUGGAUGCUCCACCUCAAAAUGAGGACUUCCAUCCACAGAUGUCCUCCACACCAGAGAGAAAAGACAGAGAAAAGAAAGCUGAGAAACAUUGUAAACGACUGCAGGCUGAGAAACAUGAAUUAAGAAAGCUAAACAUAAAUCUGAGGAAACAACUUGCAAAGAUGAGAAAAGAAAAGGAAAGGGCCAGAAAAGGUGAGACGAGGGCAAAAGAACGGUUAAGCCACAGUGAGAGGCUCAAGCCAAAAGGGGGGAAGAAACUGGCAAAAGAGAGAAAGCUGGCUGUUGUUAGUUUUCUGACUAGAGAUGAGAAUAGUCGACUUUUACCAGGGAAAAAAGAUACCAUCACAAAAAACAAAAUAAAAGAACAGCGAAGAAUUCUCACAAAGCCACUCACAGAGCUCCAUGGGCUGUACAAUAGUGAAAUGAAGAAGAGCCUCCACCUAUCUUACAGGCAGUUUGCUAGAAGACGCCCCUUCUAUGUCACUGAGCCAAAAGCCAAGGAUCGGGACACAUGUGCAUGCAUGGACCACGAAAAUGUCCACCUGCUGGCCAACAAGCUCUACAGCAGAGGGCUGUUGAAAACAAAAAGCAUUUCUGAGCUGCUGGUUAUGAUAGUGUGUGAUCCAAAAAAUAAGGACUGUAUGGACCGUGUUUGUGCCAAGUGCUGCUUUGAGGAGGUAGAAUUCCCUGAGACAGAGAGCAGCUCAGAAGUCACCUGGGAGCAGUGGAAGAGGGUAACUUCCACAAAUGGAGAGAGAAUGUUUGGCAACAUGGUGAAACAGAUCUAUAGUGGAACCAUCAAGGACUUGAUGGAGCUUUUCUCUCAGAAGUUAGAGUCCUUGGCGAUACAUCAGUUUAACUGGCUGCACCAGGCAGAGCAGUUCCGCUACCUUAAACAAAACAUCACAGGGUGUGAAGCUGUUCUGCAUGUUGACUUCUCAGAGAAUUAUGCAUGUAAGCUGAACACAGAGGUUCAGGCAUUUCACUUUGGAGGUAGCAGACAGCAAUCGACUAUCCACACAGCAGUCCUGUACACUGUGCAUGGAACAAAGUCCUAUGCAACACUCUCUGACAGCCUGCGCCAUGACGAGCGGGCGGUGUGGGCACAUCUAGAGCCCAUCUUAGGAGAGCUUCGUGAAACCUUCCCACAGAUCACAACCCUCCACAUUCAGACUGAUGGGCCGGUUACACAGUACCGGAAUAAAAACAACUUCUACCUCCUCAGUACUGUCCCUUUCCUUUCUGGGUUCACUAAGGUGACCUGGAAUUAUUCAGAAAAGUCUCAUGGGAAAGGGGCCCCAGAUGGGAUUGGUGGGGCAAUAAAAAGAGAAGCAGAUCGCUUUGUCCAAAGAGGUGGUGAACUUCAGACACCACAGCAACUCUAUGAGAUGCUGAACACAAGAUUAGGCUCAAGCAUCAAACACUAUUGGGUAAACAGAGAAAGCAUUGAAAAGUGUGAUGAGCUAAUUCCUGACAACUUGGAGGCUGUGAAGGGCACCUUUAAAAUACACCAGGUUUGGUCUACCCAGCCUUCACAGAUCACUCACAGGACUGUGUCAUGCUUCUGUAGGAAAACAGAGAGUCCAUGCCCUUGUUACAAGCCCGUAACAGUAGACCUGAGAGUGAGACGCACUGUGUGCAACACUGAGAAUCCCCCAAGCGCUCCUCCUCAACCACCUAGGGAACAAGAAAAUCUAGAUCUUUGUGGCAAGUUUGUUAUUGUCAUUUAUGAUGAAAAGCCUUAUGUUGGCCAAGUGCUUGAGGUUGUGGGAGAAGAAGUGCAGGUCAAUUGUAUGCUACAAUCUGGUGACAAAAACCUCUUCAUGUGGCCACAAACUGUAGAUUUAAUUUUCUACUACAGAAAAGAUGUGCAUGCUGUGAUCUCAGAGCCUGAGCCAGCAACAUCACGCUUCUCAAAACUGACUCUCCAAGAUUGGGUGAAGUUCAGAAAUACCUCAGCUUAGAUAAAUGCAAGUCGUGUUCAUCACUGCCUUAUGUGGCUAAAUGGGUCCAGAAAAAGAAACUUAUUAUUUGUGAUAUUUGAAUGUUGAAAGGUUAAUUGAGAUGCAAGUAGUGUUCAUCCCUGUCCAAUGAAUCAAAAAGGUUCCAUAAAAGAGAUUCUAUACUCAGCUUCUUAAGUUCUUGAAGCAUUUAAUGUGUGUUGCAAUAAAAAUUAUAUAAUUUUAAAUGUU
Perca fluviatilis (European perch) is the source of this 2785-nucleotide messenger RNA. RefSeq lists its product as uncharacterized. The coding region runs from base 305 to 2557 and encodes 750 amino acids. NCBI's taxonomy places the organism in Eukaryota, Metazoa, Chordata, Actinopteri, Perciformes, Percidae. The record is from RefSeq and is a predicted model, not a curated record. The transcript has 2 exons.